CUUCCAUUUUCGUUACUUUUCAAAUUCCUUCAACUCUUCUUCUAAAACCCUAGUCUCUCUCUCUCUCUCUGCAUCGAGUUGCUUGAUUUUUCUUCUUCAGAUCUUGGUCACUGCAAUCGAUCAAUCAUGGCGGACCACUCUGACAACGUGGAGUCGAAAUCGGAGUCAUUGAUCGACAAGAUAGUCGAGAAGAUUCAUGAUCAUGAUUCUUCUUCGUCCGGAUCAGACUCUGAAACCGAGGGAUCCUUGAAGGAGAAGGUCUUCCGCCUUUUUGGAAGGGAGAGGCCAGUUCAUCAUGUCUUCGGCGGUGGAAAACCUGCUGAUUUAUUGUUGUGGAGGAAUAAGAAGAUCUCAGCUGGUGUCCUUACUGGAGCCACUGUUAUCUGGGUUUUCUUUGAACUGCUCGAGUGCCAUCUGCUUACAUUUGUUUCUCGUUCUCUGAUCCUCUCUCUUGGGCUCUUGUUUCUUUGGUCCAAUGCCCACACAUUUAUCUACAAGAGUCCACCCCGAAUCCCAGAAGUUCAACUUCCUGCGGACCCCUUCCUGGAGUUUGCUUCAACUUUGAGGGCGGAAAUUAAUUGUGGUUUUGCAUUAUUGCGGGACAUUGCAACUGGAAGAGAUUUGAAGAAAUUCAUCACUGCAAUCGCUGGCUUGUGGGUCCUGUCGAUCGUGGGAAGCUGGUGCAAUUUCUUGACGCUGUUCUACAUAAACUUUGUUUUGUUGCACACUGUUCCUGUUCUGUAUGAGAAGUACGAAGAUAAGAUCGACCCAUUAGCGGAAAAAGCAUUAAUUGAGUUCAAAAAGCACUACGCCGUGUUUGAAGAAAAGGUUUUGAGCAAGAUCCCAAAAGGGCCAUUGAAAGGUAAGAAGGCUUAAACUGGGUCUGGUUGGGUGUCUUCUUCCCUCACAAAAAAGCGGUAACCACAUGCUUAUUGAUCUCUUUCUCGUUGUCUUUUGGCUGCACUCAUCCAUCAUAGUAUAGUUGUUGUUCAAUCACAAGGGUGGUUUUCGCAAUUUAGUGGGUUUGUUCUACAAAUGUUGAAUUUGUAAGUUAUGUUAUAAGUUAUAUGGGAACUUUCAUGAGGGGAAGUACUUUUGUUUGUGGUUAGCUUAGCUAAUUUUAUAUACUUUUUUUUUCUCUCUUU
This is a messenger RNA of Cucurbita pepo subsp. pepo (vegetable marrow), 1145 nucleotides long. RefSeq names its product reticulon-like protein B6. NCBI's taxonomy places the organism in Eukaryota, Viridiplantae, Streptophyta, Magnoliopsida, Cucurbitales, Cucurbitaceae. Gene Ontology annotation, biological process: response to bacterium. The record is from RefSeq and is a predicted model, not a curated record.